This is a messenger RNA of Lactuca sativa (garden lettuce), 1175 nucleotides long. RefSeq lists its product as uncharacterized. NCBI's taxonomy places the organism in Eukaryota, Viridiplantae, Streptophyta, Magnoliopsida, Asterales, Asteraceae. The record is from RefSeq and is a predicted model, not a curated record. Gene Ontology annotation, biological process: protein transport.
GUUGGUUUUUUGUUGGUUGUCUUUGAUCCUCCUACUUUGUAUAUUUAGCAUCUUCUUCCUAUUUCCAAAUUGUACAUAGUUUUCUUCCCAAAACACUAAGCAAAAGAAAGAGAAGGCCAUGGGAAGAAAGCUUGAUGCUCUCCUUGGUCGGAAAUUCAAAACAUCAAAGCUUAAAACCACCGUAAACCUCGCCAUCUCCCGCCUCUCACUCCUAAAAAACAACCGCCUUGCAAGAGUCACAAUUACCAUCUCCGAUGUCAUCCAACUCCUCCGCCUUAACCACCACCAACAAGCCCUCCUUCAGAUUGAGCAAGUGAUCAAGGACCAAAACAUGUUGGAUGUGUAUGACAUGAUACAUACCUAUUGUUAUCUCCUCAUACAAAUGAUCAACCUCGUAGACCAAGUCAAUGAAUGUCCAAAAGAAUUGGAAGAUGCAGUAUCAAAUCUAUUAUAUGCGGCUCCAAGAUGUGGGGAGUUUCCAGAACUUCAAAAGAUACGUGUGAUUUUAACAAGGCGUUUUGGAAAGGAAUUCGCUAAUGAUGCUAGCGAGUUACGAAGAAAUUGUGGAGUUAGUCAAAAGAUGAUACAAAAACUGUCACCCGCACAAUCGACUUUGGAGUGCAGAAUGAAGAUGCUUACGGGCAUUGCCAAAGAGAAUGGUGUAAUUUUGCAACUAGAGAUAUCUUCUUCCGAAAUAAGAAAGGAGAAAGUGAUGGAGAAAAAGAAAUUUGGAAAGAAGAUAAGCUUUUUUAAGUCGAAAAAAUAUAAAGAUGCAACGCAAGAUGCUUUUGAAGCAGAGGCUUAUGUUUCAGCUGCCGCCAAAACAUCAACCGAACUCACUCGCUCGGAAUCAUUUGCUUCAGAUGAUUCAGAUUCAGAUUCAAACGGAAAUGAAUUGUGUUAUUCUGCUAAAGAUUAUAAUACUUUAGAAGUGCAACAAGUAAAUGUAAGAAAAUAAGUUAAAUUACAAUGAUCAAAAAGGUGUAUAGGUAAUAACCGGUAGAAGUAGCUUGUAGCUUUUAUUUUUUUUAAGGGUUUCUUUUAUUUAUGGUGGUAGUUAUAUGCUUUUUGGUAUCUAAAAAUAUAAGAAAUUUUGUAAUAGGGUAUUUUGUUGAUAUUCGAGAUGUUUUGUAGAGCUUGAAAUAGAAAACAAUCAAGAUUGCAUUUUAUUAUUA